Messenger RNA from Cetraspora pellucida, 291 nucleotides. Lineage: Eukaryota; Fungi; Glomeromycota; Glomeromycetes; Diversisporales; Gigasporaceae. The record is from the annotation of a GenBank genome assembly.
UUGAUCACUCAUACACUGCAAGAUUAACAUCAAAUGCUGAAAUACCAUCUCAACGUGUUGAUUCUCCAUCUUUAACUGAAGGUGAAAGUAGUGGAUUUUCUAUUGAUGGACGUUCUACACCUUCAAAUUCUUUAAAUACAUUUCAAACGUCAAACAUGACUUUAUAUUAUAAUGGGAUUGAAGUUCCACCACCCGGUGCACGGAUUAUUCCAUUAGAAUUACAAAUGCAAAAUUGGAAAAGAAAUUAUGGCUCAAAGAGAAGAUUUUCGAAUUUCAUUAUUACCAUAUCUU